This is a messenger RNA of Penicillium diatomitis, 813 nucleotides long. RefSeq lists its product as uncharacterized. The coding region runs from base 1 to 813 and encodes 270 amino acids. NCBI's taxonomy places the organism in Eukaryota, Fungi, Ascomycota, Eurotiomycetes, Eurotiales, Aspergillaceae. The record is from RefSeq and is a predicted model, not a curated record. The transcript has 3 exons.
AUGAAUCUACGAUUUUUGUGCACGAUUCUCCUUUUCCUCAGUGCGGGCGUGCUCGGGAGUGUCAACUCGGCACCAUAUACGGCCUUGACACUUUGGUAUAUGUAUCGCAUGGAUGUCAUUGUCAGCGGACCCGGAAAGACGGAGAUAGUCCCUGAGCUCAAAGGAUCAGCACCUGACGGAACCUUCUAUUUCGAUGAAUUCGUGCAGUAUACCCAAUAUGUCUCCGCGAAUAAAAGAAAAAAGAGUUCAGCAUGGAAAGGAAACACCGGCGUGGGAAAGAAUCUCAAUCCGGACGUCGAAAGCACCGCCCGGAAACUCGCAGAGACUGGAUUCACCAGACAAUUCAAACCAUCGCUCGUUUACCCCAGUAAAUGGACAGGCAACGCAGUCUCAACAUACGAUCAAUUCUUCGGAGCGCUCACAGACCGAGUGCAAGCUUUGCGAGCGAAAAACCCUGCGGCAAUAGAGCUACAGCUGGAUCGGCUUCGGGAGAGCCUCAAGCCGGUCAUAAACAUACGAUUCGAGGAUCAGACCGCUGGGUUUUUUCGUGAUCUGAACUCCUGGUUCAAAGCACAGACUAAAAUCACGUGGGAAACGAAAACCGUAGACGGGCCAGAUGGUACCAAGUUGACACAGAUCGAUACUGAAACCACACUCAAGAAGAACACUAUCGACAUGGCCACGAUGAAGAAGGAUCUGAUCUCAUUCAUCGCCACGUAUCAAACUCAACACCAAAAGGGGAAGUCCCACUAUGCUGCCAUUACAAGCAGCCAGAGGAAUGAGGGUCGUAUUAUGGGGGAUUCGACGUGCUGA